This is a messenger RNA of Ziziphus jujuba (common jujube), 4124 nucleotides long. Its product is annotated as TMV resistance protein N-like. Bases 193 to 3801 code for a protein of 1202 amino acids. Gene Ontology annotation, biological process: signal transduction; defense response. Gene Ontology annotation, molecular function: ADP binding. The record is from RefSeq and is a predicted model, not a curated record. NCBI's taxonomy places the organism in Eukaryota, Viridiplantae, Streptophyta, Magnoliopsida, Rosales, Rhamnaceae. The transcript is spliced from 6 exons.
UGAACAAACAGGAAAAAUGAAACGAGUGCCAUUAAGCCCACACGGUUUGGAUGUCUGAUUUUCAAAGUCCUACCUGUUUUUCUUGAUCUCUAAAUUUCUCUCUCUAUCCUUCCUCACCGAGGGUUAUCUUAUACAUACAAAAAAGCUAAGCAAUCUUUCAUUUCCAUUUGAUCAUUAUAGCCAUUUCUAGCCAUGGCAGCUUCUUCUUCUUCUUCUUUUCCUUCUUCUUCUUCUUCUUCAGAAUUCUCUUGUCAAGUAAGGCAUCAUGAGUUUGAAGAAAAGUAUGAUGUGUUUCUCAGUUUCAGAGGUGAGGAUACCCGUGAUACUUUUGCUAGUUAUCUUUAUGGGGCUUUAUCUGCAAAGCAAAUCUUAACCUUCAUGGAUCAUAAACUUGAGAGAGGUGAUGAAAUUUCACCCACUCUUCGCAAAGCAAUCCAGGAAUCCAAGAUUUGGGUAGUCAUUUUCUCAGAAAACUUCGCUUCAUCCACAUGGUGUUUGGAUGAACUUGUGCAUAUACUUCAAUGCAAGAAAAUAAAUGAGCAGGGUAGUGUUAUGCCAAUCUUUUACGGCAUAGAUCCAUCGGUUGUACGAAAACAGGAGGGUAGCUACGGAGUUGCAUUUGCUGCACAUGAAAAACGUUUCAAGGAUAGAAUGAAGAAGGUACAUCAAUGGAGGGCUGCUUUAACAGAAGCAUCAAAUCUGUGUGGGUUGGAUUCGAAGAAUUUCAGGCCUGAGUGCAAGUUUGUUCAAAGGAUUGUUGAUGAUAUUUCAUUGAAAUUGCCUAAAUAUCUAUCAAAUGAACAUUUAUAUGGGCACCUCAUUGGAAUUGAAAAAAAGAUCAAAGAAAUUGAAUUAUUGUUAUCAACUGGCUCAAAAGAUAUUCGUAUUGUAGGUAUUUAUGGCAUGGGAGGUAUUGGUAAGACCACCCUGGCUAGUGUUGUAUAUCAAAGAUUAUCAUAUACUCAUUUUGAAGGUUGUUGCUUUCUUUGGAAUGUGAGGGAAGAAUACACAAAACAUGGACCAAAUCAUUUGAGAGAAAAACUUCUAUCCGAGUUGUUAAAUGAUGAAGCUAUUCUAAAGAUGGAUUCUCCAUUUGUGGCAUCACCUUUCAUUCUUGAUAGACUUAGACGCAAAAAGGUACUCAUUAUUCUAGAUGAUGUGGAUAGUUCAAUCCAGUUAGAAGCUUUAGUUCAAGGAUACGAUUGGCUUGCUCCUAGUAGUAGAAUCAUUGUUACAACUAGAAAUGUGCAAGUUAUCAAGAAAGUAGCUGAUAGAUUUUACAAGGUUGAGGGAUUAAGUCACAAUGAAUCCCUGGAGCUCUUCCAUCUGCAUGCUUUUGGAAAAAAUUCUUCUAUAAUGGGUUAUGAUCAAUUGCUGUUAGAAAGGGUGGCAAGGUAUGCAAAUGGAAAUCCAUUGGCUCUUAAGGUCUUGGGUUCUUUCCUACAUUCCAAAAGCAAAGAAGAAUGGGAAAUUGCAUUAAAUAAAUUGAAAAUAAUGCCAAACCAGGAAAUCCAAGAUGUGUUGAGAAUAAGUUAUGAGGGACUGGAUGAUGAAGGGAUCAAAAGUACAUUUCUUGACAUUGCGUGUCUAUUUGGUCAAUCUUUUACUAGAGAUCAAGCAGAAAACAUGUUAGAGGCCAGUGAUUCAUUUGUGAAACUAGGAAUAAGUGUUCUCAUGGAUAGGUCUUUAAUUGAAAAUGGUGUAAUAAAAAAUGAGUUAUGGAUGCAUGAUUUGAUACAACAAAUGGGUCGGACAAUUGUUCGUGAUGAGCAUAGAGAACCUGGUAAUCGUAGCAGGCUGUGUGAUGCUAAAGAUAUCUGCCACGUGUUGGAAAGAGAAACAGGAACUGCAACAGUUGAAUGCAUAUCACUCAACAUGUCUACAAUUGACAGAGAUGUAAAAGAUGAUAUUAAGUUCAAACUAUACCUUCCUCAAGGUCUUGAUUCUUAUCUUUCUGAUAAGCUAAAUUAUUUUCAAUGGGAUCUAUAUCCUUUGAAGUCAUUGCCAUCACAUUUUACUCUUGAGAAUCUUGUUGAACUGAUACUACGUGGCAGCCAUCUAAAGAAACUUUGGAAUCAUGAAGUUCAGUCACUUCCGGUAUUAAGAAGAAUCGAUCUUAGUUAUUCCAAGCUUCUUUCUGAAUUACCAGAUCUCUCUGUUGCUCCAAAUCUGGAAAGUAUAAAUCUUGAAAGCUGCACAAGUUUGGUUCGGGUUCUUUCAUCUCUUCAAAAUCUACAGAGGCUUACUCAUCUAAAUUUGAAUGGCUGUUCCAAACUCAAAGAUAUUAAAGAGAUAUCAAGGAGCACAGGCAGGUUCUUGGAUCUUGAAAGGUUUGGAGGCAUUCGGAAUCUCUUGAACAACAUUGGUCAGCAGAAUUUCGUAUUUCUCAAAAGUUUUGUCCAAAGAUUUACAGGCAAUUUAUCUCUCUACUCAUCUCAGUCCCACAUUUCUGAAAUAAAGUUUCCAAUGAGUUUAUCAGUUUUGCGUUUGAGUGGGACAGUGAUAGAAGCAUUGCCGCCAUCAAUUGAGUAUAUUCCUGGUCUUGUCCUAUUGGAUUUGAGUGAUUGCACAAGACUUAAAAGUCUUCCAACCAACUUUUGUAAUUUGAAAUCUCUUGAAGAAGUAGAUUUGUCAGGUUGUCUGGAGCUGGAUAAAUUUCCAGAAGUCUUUGAGCCUAUGGAACACUUGACAUAUCUUAACUUACGUGAAACAGGGAUUAAAGACUUACCAAAGUCGAUUGAAAAUCUAGUUUCCCUCCAACAAUUAAAUAUGAUACUAUGCAAAAAUUCUGGGUUUCUCCCCAACAGCCGUUGUAACUUAAGAAAGCUUUUGUUGAUAAGCCUCGAGUGGUGUCCUAAACUUCAAAAACUGCCUCCUCUUCCACCUGCUUUGAUUGUAGUGCGCUUAAACAAUUGUGAGAGCCUGAAAUCGUUACCAGAGCUUCCCUCACUAUGUUAUAGCUUGUAUGCAAGGUUCUGUACCUCUCCAGAGAACAUAUCAAAUUGGUGGUCUCCACUGUUACACAAUGUGAAUAUCUAUAAUAUUGGAGAACAAAUAAACUUUCAUGAUUCUGAAAAAUUGGAUCAGAAUACAAGCGACAGCAUACGAGAUCAUGCAAUAAAUCAAAUUCUAUUCCGUUUGAAAUUUGAAGGAAUGGACAUUAAUUUCCCUUUGGAGAUAGACAGCACAACAUGUGAAUUUCGAUAUCCAGGAGAUGAAAUUCCAGAGUGGUUCUGCUACCAAAGUUGUGAGACUUCGAUCAAUAUCAGGCUUCCUCCAUAUUGGAAUAACGAAAAUUUUUUGGGUUUGGCAUUCUGUAUUGUUCUUGAUCGGAAUAAAAUUGACCCUGGUAUAACUCUUUUCAUUGGUAGUAAAAUCAGUUUCAAAACCAUUGAUGAUGAUCAUCUGUGCCAACAAUAUUGUUAUACGAAUCUUAUGGACUACGAGCAUAGUUCAGAUCAAGUGAUCAUGUGGUAUGUCAAAGAACUGAAUUUACGAAAUUCAAGACUAAGUUGGCCCUCUACUUGUAGCACAGAGGCCUCUUUGCAUGUCUGGCCUGAAUACAUUGUGAGUGUCAAUUAUAAUGGCGGUGCUGUUGGAGGUCAGUACGGCGAGAUUAGAAAGUUUGGGGUUCGGUUUGUAUACAAUGAAGAUAUAGAGAGAUUUGAUCGAGAAAAUAAAAGUAAGAAUAAGAGACGCUUUGAUGAAUGUUGUGAAGCAAGUAGUGGAAAUGAAGCUUUUGGCUCUCAUGAUGAAGAAGACCAUGAUGAAUCACAUUCUAAGAAAGUCAAGGUUAUGUGACUGUUAGAAGAUCAUGCAGAGCAACUGGACGUUGAGGAGCCAAAGAAAAACAGAACAAUUAUGUGCUGUAUAGGAGACAAUUUGGUGUUGAUUAUGAAACCAGUCAAUGUGAAAUUGUUGGCUCUGACAUACGACAAAGAUGGAAAUCCCUUGAUAAUUCAAAGAAGUAGGUAAAUUAAUUUAAACUUGUUUGGUUUCCUUUUGCAAAUUAUUAUUUACAACAUGCAUUUAGUGGUAUCUUAACUAGAUUAAUUUAUGAACUAAGUUUACAAAUUAAAAGGCAAUUCUUGAAGGAAAUUUUGGUUUUCUUUAGUUCGAAAUAA